AUGGAGAGGAGAGCGGCGAGGAGAAGCUCCGCCCACCACAGCCGAAUGCAGAUGCCGCCGGCGCCGGUGGGGCAGAAGCAGCACCAGCAGACGCAGACGCAGCGCCGCGGGGGGGCGAAGAGCUGCCAGAGAACGCCGCCGCCGCCGGGCUGCUUCACCAUCCAGCUGCUCAUGGUGUUCCUCUGGGUGGCCGCGUCGCUCGCCUUCCUGCCGCUCCUGCUGCCGCCGCUACCCCCGCCGCCGCUCUCGCUGCUGCUGCUGCCCGUGUGCCUGCUCGCCGUCCUCGCCGCGCUGGCCUUCGUCCCGCUCGACGCCCACAGCAACGUCGUCGGCGGCGGCUCGUCUUGUUUGUAG
This is a messenger RNA of Triticum turgidum subsp. durum (durum wheat), 354 nucleotides long. The record is from the annotation of a GenBank genome assembly. Lineage: Eukaryota; Viridiplantae; Streptophyta; Magnoliopsida; Poales; Poaceae.